Molecule: messenger RNA, 1977 nt
Organism: Paramacrobiotus metropolitanus
Lineage: Eukaryota; Metazoa; Tardigrada; Eutardigrada; Parachela; Macrobiotidae
Exons: 4
Coding region: 477-1748 (423 amino acids)
Molecular function (GO): protein binding
Source: RefSeq, a predicted model, not a curated record
UUCAAGUCGCUUAGUCGCUGUAACUUUUGCUUUUGGUCCGAGUUACAUCUUUCAGGCUUCGAUAGUUCGAUCAGCCUUUUGUCAGGUGCUGCAGAUUUUGCCCGAGUAUUUAUCUUUUCGUGGAACAUGCACGUAUUUGCUGGCGGUUGUCACAGUGCCGAUGUGAGUAUUGUGUACGAAAUGUACCAGUGGAACAGCGUGGAUGUGCUGAUUAACGGGACGCUGCAGCACGGCAUCGUCGUUGGGCUGGCGUCUGGGGACGAGGCGAACAAGGGCCUACUGGUCGACUUCGACUGUCCGCAGCGUCACUGCGAGUGGGUCGAGUACGACAGCGUCUUCAGGGUCCCGUACGUGCCUCUCGGCCGCUGGGAACGCUGGAAGAAUCCUGCAUGGGCUAAACCCAUCCUCUCCAAGCUCUACUGCGCAUCGGGGCAGAUCGCGCGUGGACGUGGUACUGGUAUCCUAUCCAGCUAGCUAUGCCCGCGGACGCCCUAGUGUGCAAAGCGUCGUGCAACGAUAUCCGCUGUGGACUGGUGGUGGUGCAGUGGAGCGAUGCUGCUGUGACGACAGAGCUGAUUCCGUAUUGCCAGAUCCGCCGUGUGCCUUCGCCUGAAGAUCUGCAGGAGCGCCGCGUAGGGCCGGAUUGUUUUGUCAGCCGCGAAUGCCGCCUGCCCAGGGGAUAUUGGUCUGCGCCUCCGGGGGCGACGAGAAUGCUGUGGCAGAAGUUCAGUCGCGAGUUUAAUGCCUGCUGCAUCGCCGUUCGCAGUGAGUUCCACAUACUUCCAGCGCCACGGUUGACUGGCGUUUUCACUCGACCGAUUGCCGAUUGCGAGUGUGAAGGCAGCCCGGAAGGGGAAUGGGAUGGAUAUCGCUUCGUUCCCACGUUAAAACGAGUCAAAGCUCCGCGUACAGAAGUCUCUCAAGCGGGACGCGGCAUCCCCUUGCCACGGGAAAUAUUGGCGGAAAUCUUCCAGUCACUAGACACCAUCGAACGGGUGAGGAAGCGUCGCGUCUGCUGUUUCUGGGAUGCUGUGCUACUGCUGGAUGCGGAUGUGGGUGCAUCCGGCAAGCAGCUGUGGAUCUCCGGCCGGCAUUCCUUCCAUGUGGCACACACUGAGCAGGGGGAGCAGUUUCUUCUGGCUGGUUGCGUACUCAAGUACGCCACUCCCGCCACGAACACCAUCAUUCUGGAGGAGCUAUCGGAGUUAGCGUGCUGGUCGCGGGACAUGUAUGGAUUGCUGGCGAUUCUCUUGCAAGAUCGGCGCAUUAGGACACUGGUCCUGUCACGGUGUGAUUUCUGCGAUCAUUACAGCGAUGCGCACGAUUACCUAGACUGGGUUAACGGGAAACUGUCCAGGCUGGCCGCGACGUGCCGUGUGGUGGUGUGGCAGGAUUGCCAGUUGACGCUGAGGCAGACCACCGCCCAAGUGGCUCGUGCACAAUUCUGCCUGCAUAAUGACCCCGCACACCGAUUGGCGCAGUUGUGGGAUGCCUAUGAAAGAUCACUGGUGGGGAGUGUCGAAUUGCCGAGGCUCGCCGAGUGGGUGGCGCGUUGUGUCAGCACUCACAAUUCUGAAGCGUGCGAUUACAUCUUAUGGGUUUUACUCGAGUAUAGUAGUGCUGAUCCGCGCACAGACCAGCAGAGUGCUAAGAAAAAAUGGACAAUGGAUAAUCUGAACAAGUUGGAUGUGUACAAGCUGACGAAACUGGCACAAUUUGCCUUGAACAGCCGGGUUCACGACCGUUAAAGAUUGUAAUUUCUACAGUAUUUUGUACAAGUGUUGCGUGCGCUGAUUGUAAUUGUAAGAUCACUGAGGUGUCUUCUGAUAACGACGACAGCGAAGUUAUAAUUCGGGUUCGCAGUUCAGUUUACGGAUUACUUUGUUGCUUUUUUAUGAAUGCGCUAGCAACAAUCUCGAAAUUUCUUCCGUUAUCGAAACCUUUGAAGUUUGAAGAGGGCAAACUAAGAUUUGGACU